AUGAAUAUUAACGAAUUUGCAGAUGCUCAAAAAACACAUAAUGUUAUUUAUCCUAUCCUGCCUAAGGAUCAUGGAUCAGACGAGAGGUGCAUACCGUUUGUUCCUCUUCUAGAUGGCGACGAAUCGACUGAGAUCAUGCAUGAAAGAUGGCAAUUAUAUAACCAAUUAUAUAUCCAUUUCCAUUCGCAAGUUGACAACAUUGUUUCAAAUGGAGAAAUAGAACUAAAGCAUAAUAUAACGAAAUUACUUUUCAGUGACGAUCAUUCGCUAAAAACGAAAGAAACUUUCAGAACGUUAUUUCUAUUAGGAUCUGAUAGUGAUACCCCAAUUGAGUUUGAUAUUAUUGAUCCAACCAAAACAGUAAAUGUUUUGGUAGAUAUGACUGCAAAAGAAUCACCGAAUGUUAGAAUGAUGUUGAAAAGAGCAAUGUUUAAGGUAUUCUCUACGGCGCAGGCUGAUUAUAAUAAUAUACAGGCGGUUAUUAAAGAGAAUGGCGAUAAUGAAUCAAUUUCUGAAGCCUUGAACGGUAUGCCACAAUUGCUAACUGAGGUGUCAUAUGAUUUGUCUCUAAUAGAAAAUUUUAAAUCAAUAUUCGGAAAAGACUUAAAUAUUGUGUUAAAUUUUAAAGAUGUUGAUUCGUUUUCAUUCCAUGCUCUUGAUGCCUUUAUUCAGUUGUUAAAAAAUGCUCUUAAAUAUGAGUCAGUUAUGUUCCAUUUGGUUUUUAAUAUCAACACUAACAUUUCGAUCAUGGAAAAGAAUUUGAGUCAGUCAACGUUAAGAUUGUUAAAGCGAAACUAUUCUAUUUUGGAUAUAUCUAGUAAUAGAGGUUUUAAAUACGCAAAUAAGGUAUUCGAAUGUUUUUUAGAAACUGUCGAUAAUAAACUUAAUCUAUCAGAAAAUUUUAUAGAAUUUAUUCUCGAGAAAAUGGCUAAUAACACACACCAUAAUUUGCAACUAUUAACCAAAAUAUUGGAUUAUUCCUUAAUGUCGUAUUUUUAUGAAAAUCCAUUCGCAGUCUUUAUUGAUCCAUUUAAUGUGAAAUACCUAAACGAUUCAUAUUUAAAACUGUUGAAAAAAUGUCCAACUUAUAUGUUUUUCUUGGAUGAAUUAGUUAAAGAAGGUGCACCAGUAAAUGAGAUAUCCAAUUUAUUAACUAAUGAGGAGGAUGCAAUAGAACAAUUUUUUGCAGAAUUUCUAGUGAGAGAUAAUCCCACAAAUAGACACGCAAAAGCAGUUGCAAAUAUUCUGGAAGAAAAAUGCAAUGCUCAGAACUAUAACUUAAUUGAAUUGUAUUAUAACUUACUUACCGAUAAUUUGGAUAACUAUUUAAAGAAAUGGCCUGAAUGUAUGUUAUACAAACAGGAAUUAUCGUUUGAAUCUGUAGAUACAAUUUUCAAGGAAUUAUUCACGCUUGGUAAUAAGAAUGAUUUAUUAUCUGAAGCAAUGUUUCCAAAAUACAAGGGUAACAUGGAAGAUGAUUUAUUAUGUUGGGAAAGGGUAAUAAAUGCAAAUGAUGAAGGAUCCCUGGAGGAUAUACAGGAACUUGAAUCUCUUAGUGCGUUGAAUCGUGAACUAGGACCCAUAGUUGGUGAAUUGUUUAAAGUUUAUAGAGAAGCACCAAUUGUAAUUAAUUUAUUUGAUCUGUAUACAACGUUCAAGGUACUUCUUCCAAGAAAACGAGUUCUGGAAUUUAUCAGAGAUUAUUCUACCAAAGAUAAGGCUUUAAAGAAGUUUAUAAAUAAUAAUGGUGAUGAUGACAGCAUAAUAUUUGAUAAAGUGGUGUUGAUUUUAUUUAUGCAAGGUAUACAUGACUAUGAUAAUAUGGGAUUAACGAACACACUCUCUAAAAAUCCAGAUUUUGUUGAUAAGCAUGUUUGGAGAGGUAUGUAA
This is a messenger RNA of Maudiozyma barnettii, 1890 nucleotides long. RefSeq names its product origin recognition complex subunit 3 (gene ORC3). Gene Ontology annotation, cellular component: nuclear pre-replicative complex; nuclear origin of replication recognition complex; DNA replication preinitiation complex. The coding region runs from base 1 to 1890 and encodes 629 amino acids. Lineage: Eukaryota; Fungi; Ascomycota; Saccharomycetes; Saccharomycetales; Saccharomycetaceae. The record is from RefSeq and is a predicted model, not a curated record. Gene Ontology annotation, molecular function: DNA replication origin binding. Gene Ontology annotation, biological process: DNA replication initiation; DNA replication. The transcript has a single exon.